Messenger RNA from Manis pentadactyla (Chinese pangolin), 1497 nucleotides. It is a transcript of the gene TLE6, whose product is annotated as TLE family member 6, subcortical maternal complex member. Gene Ontology annotation, cellular component: nucleus; transcription regulator complex. The record is from RefSeq and is a predicted model, not a curated record. Lineage: Eukaryota; Metazoa; Chordata; Mammalia; Pholidota; Manidae. Gene Ontology annotation, molecular function: transcription corepressor activity; protein binding. Gene Ontology annotation, biological process: regulation of DNA-templated transcription; negative regulation of canonical Wnt signaling pathway.
AUGGCUGCCCCUCCUCAAAGGCAGGAGAAAGUGGGAGAGAGGUUGGAGAAGACGGGCCUUGGGGGCCGCAGGGAGGACUUGGCUCUGACCCGGAGGGAGAGACCUGCAGCCAACCUCUGGGCUUCCAGUGGGGGAGGAGCCAACAUCCAAGCUGUCAUGACCAUAAGGUCACCCGACUGGCUUCAGCAGCCUUCUGGAGUGGACGAAGCCCCCGUCCACCAGCUGGACGCACAGCUGUCCUGGGACUCCAAGCCCCAGUUUUGGCAGGAUGCUCUAACUGAGCAGCUCUGGCAGCAUUUUGCUGGGACCCAUGAUACGUCCCUGGAGGAUUCAGGGCUGGGCCCAGCUGAGACGGUCCGCAGCUCCGCCUGCAUGGGAAGAUGGGAUUUGGGCCUGUUCAUGAAUUCCAUCCACGCUGCCAGGGCCUCCUUGAGGUUUUCUGGUUCUAAGCCCGACCCUGGUUCCAAGCUGAUUGCCGCAGUUCCUGUGGGCAGGAAAGCCAGGACUCAGGGCCACACUACUCGGGAGCUGAACAUGCUUUGGUUCUCAGCGCACCUGCACCCUCCUGCCCCCAAAGAUGCCCAAGAAGGGGACACAGGGCCAGCCACCAUGGCUGGCGGUGGCUCUCCCGCAUGGCCCAGCAGGGAGAGGGGACCCGAGGUGUACGCGUAUCCCCCCUUCCCCAUCACCACGGUGCUGUCCUCAGUGACCAGAGCUGAGGAGACUGGAUGCUGGGACCCUGAGGAUUUCAAAGACAUGUGGAAGAAGUGGAUGCCUUGCUCUGGCAAUCCCACAAAGUUGGCCGUCCCACACAGAAUGGAGAUGGAGGUGCUGUCACAUGGGGAGCCCAUGCGCACAGCCGUCAGCAGCCCCCCAAGGCAUGCGUUCACCUGCAGCUGGGGCAGCAUCAAGGUGUGGAGCCUGGUAUGCCAGGUGGUGGAGGACAGGUUUCUGGAGAGGUGCCUGCCUGUACAGACCUGGGGGACAUACCUUCACGCCUGCCUGCUGUCCUCAGACGGCGGGACCCCGCUGUCAGGCAGCCAUGGCCUGGCUGGCGUGAGCGUGUGGGGCCUGGCAGUGCCUUCCCUUUGUGUGAAAGAUGAGCUCCUCUGCUAGGGUCUCAGCUGCCAGGCCCUGGCCUCCAGCCCUGAGGACCACCCGGCCCUUGCCUACUUCACCGACCGCACCUUCAGGAUCCGGGAACUGCAGGACCGGAGCAUGGACCUGCCGGGCCACCUGAAUGGAGGCAGGGAAGUUGCUGUCAAAGACCGUACUGUCUGGGUGGGGGGUCUGGAUGCCUGCCUGCGGUGCUGGGACCUCAGGACCCCCAGGGAGCCCCAGGAACACCAGCUUGAGUCUCAGCUAGUGAGCCUGUCUCCCAGUCUCUGGGAGGACUGGGUGCUGGUGGGCAUAGCCAAUGGCCGGCAGUGGCUGCAGGGUGGGGUGUUAAGCCCAACAUCCUUGGUCUCCAGGCCUCGCCCCUCGCUCUCAGCUUAG